AUGUCGGAUCUCAACGAUCAACCGUCGGAGUCGAUGGCCGGCUCCGAUACCUCUGGUCUGAAGCCGUUGUCCAAUGCCAACGAUGACCUCCAGUCCAUUGGCAACCCUGGCAACAGCGACCUGGCCCGGAUUAUGAAUCGCGCCGGUAUCGCAAUGACGAAUGGCGGGUUUCCUCUCGACGAUCUUGAGGACGAGGACGAAGUGGACGAGGAUUACGUCGCAGUCGACCAGGAAGAUGCCAACGACUACCCUUACUGGUUCCGCCGGCCCCCAACUCACCACCGCACCAAGCUUGACGAGUUGCAUCCGUUUGUCCAACUGCUCUCCGUAUCCAACGUGGAGGACUGUGUCCAGGUGGAGAAUGCCUUCCCGGAGGCGGAGCGCUGUUCGCGUGACAAGUUCAUCUACCGCCUCACUCGCUGCCCGGAGUUGAGCUUGGGUCUAUUUACGUUGCCCGUCAUCGAUGAAAGCAAGCCCAAACCCCGCGCGACUCUUGUCGGACACAUCAUCGCCACCCGGACAUCCGAACCCUUGGUGACGGACCGAGCUAUGCGCCUGCCCGAAGACUGGCAAGCCGAGCGGUGGGCGUUCGAGGACAACCAGGCUGUUGGCCAUGAAGAGGGUGGCGGCACUAUUGCUAUUCACUCCCUGGCUGUGCUUCCGGAGCACCAGGGUAAGCAGGUCGGCAGCACCCUGCUAAAGUCGUAUAUCCACCGUAUCCGGGAGGCCCAGAUCGCAGAUCGGAUUGCGAUUAUCGCUCAUGAACACUUGGUUCCUUUCUACGAGUCGUUCGGAUUCGAGUCCCGCGGCCCAAGCAAGUGCCAAUUUGGCGGAGGUGGUUGGGUUAAUUUGGUCUUGGAGCUUGGUAAUGAGGAGACGAGCUAG
Molecule: messenger RNA, 885 nt
Organism: Penicillium daleae
Lineage: Eukaryota; Fungi; Ascomycota; Eurotiomycetes; Eurotiales; Aspergillaceae
Product: polyamine acetyltransferase
Exons: 2
Coding region: 1-885 (294 amino acids)
Cellular component (GO): cytoplasm
Molecular function (GO): aralkylamine N-acetyltransferase activity
Source: RefSeq, a predicted model, not a curated record